Acyrthosiphon pisum (pea aphid) is the source of this 857-nucleotide messenger RNA. Its product is annotated as cytosolic carboxypeptidase 6-like. The coding region runs from base 36 to 488 and encodes 150 amino acids. The record is from RefSeq and is a predicted model, not a curated record. Gene Ontology annotation, molecular function: metallocarboxypeptidase activity; zinc ion binding. Gene Ontology annotation, biological process: proteolysis. The transcript is spliced from 4 exons. Lineage: Eukaryota; Metazoa; Arthropoda; Insecta; Hemiptera; Aphididae.
GAUUGGACUUGGUUACUAUUACUAAUCCAAAGAAUAUGAAUCCAACCGAAAAAGUACAUGUCGUUGUGAUAUUAGGAAGAGUGCACGGAUCCGAGACGCCCAGUUCCUAUGUCUGUCAAGGGAUCAUUGAAUUUUUGAUUAGCAACCAUCCAGCCGUGGUACGUCUUCGAAAAAAAGUCGUCUUUCAACUAAUACCGAUGAUGAACCCCGAUGGAGUCACUUUAGGAAAUUCUAGGACCAAUUUGCUGGGAAUCGACUUGAACAGAGCUUGGCACAAGAUAUCACAAUGGGUCCAUCCGAUAUUGUACGCUGUCCACAAUCACUUAUUAGAAAUCGAAAAGCACGAGAACAUGGAACUCGAUUUGGUAAUCGACAUGCACGCUCAUUCUUCUCUUCACGGUGUGUUUACUUACGGGAACGCAUACGACGACGUGUACAGGUUAGAUGGGGUCUUCUCUAAAUUAAAUUACAUGCCCCGCAGGCCAUAAGCUGUUUUAAAAACUUUCAUCGUGAAUAUAAACUUUCGUGACAGUGGGUAAACCCGUAUAGUUGAAGUUUUAAAUUUAUACAGGGUGCAUUUUUAAUGAAUCCCCGAGACAACAAAGUUCGUCGAGCGUUCUUUGCGCUCAAAGGCAAAACCGUAUACCUAGAUAUACAGAGCGAAUUUCGUUUUGUGUCCAUAUAAUGUGAUACCGACCCCAUGGAAGUGUAUAAGGCGACGGUAUGUAUUGUUAUACAUUACCCCUAACGCGAUAAUUCCACCUGAAAAUCUCGUUGAAUCCAAAAACCAUUACAAGCUUCAGAUAAAAUACAGGACAAACCCGCACACUUUUAGUUUGUUAAAAACCUACACUUCC